AUGGCGACCAAGAAUUGGUCUGGACGCUUGGCAAGAAUUGAUUCUGCCCCACUGAUGACUGUAUAUCAAGUAGAAGCGAUUAUCAAACAAUUGCAAGAAUACUCUGAAAUGGAAAACACUGAAGGAGUGGAAGAUUUUACAUUGCCCAUAGGUAAUACCCAUUCUAGGCUAUGUGUAGCUGCCAUACGGCUGGCAUAUGGAAUGGAUGUAGACCAUCUUUCAUAUCAGCAGAUGUUGACACGGUUUGAGAAUAUGAGUGAGGUCCAUGAAGGGGACGCGUAUGGACUAAUGAUACGCUGUGGUCCAUCAGUGUUCAUUAAAGCAGGCAUAUCGGUGAUGUUAUCUGAAGAAAACAGACAGACAUCCUGGGAUGAGACGAUCAUACAGGUAGCGGCAUCAAUGGAAACGCGUGUAAAGAUGAUCGUACUGGAUAGCACCUCUAUCCAUCUGAGAGAUACCUUCAGAGCUGUCUAUCAGAUGGGAGGAAUUGCUAGGGCUGCUCAACUGUUAAGGGACGUGAACGAAGAUGAGGCAACCAAUGGAAAGGACCUGCCUCCUGUUGCCCCAUUCAAUGUUCAACCAGAAGGUGCUGCUCAAGGCAGCAACAACAAGAAGAGGAAGAGAAACCUGGGGUCUAAUUAUAGGGGUUGUUAUGGUUGUAACUCCAUGGAGCACAGACAGUACCAGUGUUCAGUGCUCAAGAAAAAGCGGGCAAAUGAGCGCAAGGAAGGAGCUUUGAGUAACGACAACAGAGGACAAGGAAGUUUGCCUCAAGGGCAACCACUAUUUCCACCCAUGCAGAACAUGGGAGUGGUAGGAAUAUGGACUUGUACUCCAGUUUCUCAAGGAGGCCAAAGGAGGUUACUCCCAGGAGCAUCGCCGGUGGUGCUUUCGGGUCCCGCAGUGGCUCUUGGCAAUCCCAAUGGAAUGUCAGUAAUUCCUCCUGUAGCGACGUUAGCGACAGCAAGCGUGGAUCAACAAUAG
This is a messenger RNA of Sphaeroforma arctica JP610, 984 nucleotides long. RefSeq lists its product as hypothetical. The record is from RefSeq and is a predicted model, not a curated record. NCBI's taxonomy places the organism in Eukaryota, Ichthyosporea, Ichthyophonida. The transcript has a single exon. The coding region runs from base 1 to 984 and encodes 327 amino acids.